AUGGAGAGAAAGGGAGGGAACGCUAUCGCACGUGCCAAAUCUACACUGGAUCGUGAUCGAGGACGGGACCGCAACAGUUCCGGCAGAAGAGGAUGGACCCACAGAAAUCUUGCAUUGCGGUACAUCAGAGAAAACUACGGUCGAAAACGAAAUGCGGUGCUUUAUUUCGCCGACGACGAUAAUAGUUAUGACGUUCGGCUGUUCAACAACUAUAUUCGUAAUGUGUCGAGAAUAGGGGUGUGGGCCGUCGGCCUCGUAGGAGGAGCAUGGGUAGAAGCUCCACACGUCUCCAACGAGGGUAAGGUAAUCGCAUGGGAUGUAAUGUUCGCUCCCGGACGACCAUUUGCCACCGAUAUGGCCGGAUUUGCCAUCCACAUCAAGGAAAUUUUCAGAGCAAGGCAUGCCGCCUUCAACACCAACUGUGCCAAGAAUUACAAACAGGGACCUGAAUCCUGUUUUCUCACUCAGUUCGGCUUCAACAAGGAGCACCUAGAACCCUUUGGUUAUAAGGACUUUCCAAAGGAGAUGCUCCGCUUCGUCGCUUUGCUCACCAUUCUGGCACUUGUUUGUGCACAGUGGCAGCAACCAGUGCAGACAAGAGAGAACAGCUUAGACUGUGGAUACACUUGCACAAGAAAAGCGCAAUUCCGAGUGAGCAUCGACGGAGUGAUGACGACCGCGACCUGCACCGCAAACGGAGCGGAUCCGAAAGAUCGCUGCGCGGGAUGUUGCCAGGCCCGCGCGCUGGCUGCUGGACUAACAGCGGUCGAUGGAGCUGGAUUUCCAUCUACUAAUGGACGGGAGUGCAUUUGCUGCUUCUAUAACGCAUGCAGACUAUAAGCUAGUUUUAACAUAACAUAUAAGACUUUUAAUUUG
This is a messenger RNA of Cylicocyclus nassatus, 876 nucleotides long. Lineage: Eukaryota; Metazoa; Nematoda; Chromadorea; Rhabditida; Strongylidae. The record is from the annotation of a GenBank genome assembly.